UUGCUUCUAGUAGAACCAGGUUUUCAAAGAAAUAAAAGUAGCGUAGCGCGAGAGCAUAUUCGAAGGUUAGGACGAAAUAUAAACAGAAGCUUACGCUGCUUCGUUUGAUUCACGCCAAACACUAAAUCUCAGUUCAAUUUUGUUGUUUCUCUGUUCGAUUAUUUUGUAUUUUUGUUGUUAAUCGACGAAGAUGCAUUCGAGUCACUUGCUUCUCGAGGAGCCGAUAAGGAUGGCUUCAAUCCUGGAGCCAUCAAAGGCUAGUUUUUUUCCAGCAAUGACGAAGAUUGUCGGGACUCUAGGUCCUAAGUCUCGAUCCGUUGAGGUUAUUUCUGCUUGCCUUAAGGCUGGAAUGUCCGUGGCUCGGUUUGAUUUUUCUUGGGGUGGCCCGGAGUAUCACCAGGAGACUCUGGAGAACUUGAAGGCGGCUGUCAAAGUUACCAAGAAGCUCUGUGCUGUGAUGCUGGACACAGUGGGCCCUGAGUUGCAGGUUGUUAACAAAAGUGAGACAGCCAUUUCUCUGCUGGCAGAUGGUCUUGUUGUUCUAACACCAGACCAAAAAAGAGAAGCCUCAUCAGAAGUUCUGCCCAUCAACUUUGAUGGGCUAUCCAAGGCAGUGAAGCCAGGGGACACCAUUUUUGUUGGUCAAUACCUAUUUACUGGAAGUGAGACUACAUCUGUGUGGCUGGAGGUUUCUGAGGUGAAGGGCAACGAUGUGGUUUGUGUGAUAAAGAACUCAGCAACUCUGGCAGGGUCAUUGUUCACUCUACAUGCAUCUCAAAUUCAUAUUGGCCUGCCUACUCUUUCUGAUAAAGAUAAGGAGGUUAUAAGUACCUGGGGAGUCCAAAACAAAAUUGACUUCCUUUCAUUGUCUUAUACCCGACAUGCAGAAGAUGUGCGGCAGGCCCGUGAGUACCUCUCCAAGCUGGGUGAUCUUUAUCAGACUCAAAUUUUUGCGAAGAUUGAAAAUGCUGAGGGAUUAACCCAUUUUGAUGAGAUAUUACAAGAAGCGGAUGGCAUUAUCCUUUCCCGCGGGAAUUUGGGGAUAGACCUCCCUCCUGAGAAGGUGUUCUUGUUCCAGAAAGCAGCUCUUUACAAGUGUAAUAUGGCUGGUAAGCCUGCAGUGGUUACUCGUGUUGUGGACAGUAUGACUGACAACCUGAGACCCACUCGUGCAGAAGCUACUGAUGUUGCCAAUGCCGUGCUGGAUGGAAGUGAUGCAAUUCUUCUUGGUGCUGAGACUCUGCGUGGAUUGUACCCUGUUGAAACCAUUUCUACUGUUGGUAGGAUUUGUGCUGAGGCAGAGAAGGUUUUUAAUCAAGACCUGUAUUUCAAGAAAACUGUCAAAUAUGUUGGAGAGCCAAUGACCCACUUGGAAUCUAUUGCUUCCUCGGCGGUACGAGCAGCUAUCAAGGUUAAGGCUUCUGUCAUUAUCUGCUUCACUUCAUCAGGAAGGGCUGCAAGGUUGAUUGCCAAGUAUAGGCCAACAAUGCCUGUUCUGUCCGUUGUCAUCCCCCGGCUGAAGACAAAUCAACUGAGAUGGAACUUCAGUGGGGCCUUUGAAGCAAGGCAAUCACUUAUUGUCAGAGGUCUCUUCCCUAUGCUUGCUGAUCCACGACAUCCUGCGGAAUCAACGAGCGCAACAAAUGAGUCAGUAUUAAAGGUAGCUCUUGAUCAUGGAAAGGCAUCUGGAGUUAUAAAGUCGCAUGACAGAGUAGUAGUUUGCCAAAAAGUUGGAGAUGCAUCUGUGGUUAAAAUCAUUGAGCUCGAAGAUUAAAAUCAUUUGUUUAUCUAAGUCAUUUUUUUCAUGUUUUUUUAUGCUUUUACAUCAAGUGGUGGACUCUCUACUGCUGGGAAUUGCGAGGUAUCUCCAAGUUUUGAGUACUAACUUAUGUUUGGGAAUGUAUUAAGGAUGAUGCUACUGGCAAUCAAUUUUGUCUUACAAUGAAUAGCGUGGAAACUGGAAAGUACACCCUUAUUCCUAUUUUCAGUGAAGUUUUUGAGUUGAUUAGCAUCGA
Molecule: messenger RNA, 2015 nt
Organism: Manihot esculenta (cassava)
Lineage: Eukaryota; Viridiplantae; Streptophyta; Magnoliopsida; Malpighiales; Euphorbiaceae
Product: pyruvate kinase 1, cytosolic
Exons: 16
Coding region: 191-1774 (527 amino acids)
Biological process (GO): glycolytic process
Cellular component (GO): cytoplasm
Molecular function (GO): pyruvate kinase activity; magnesium ion binding; potassium ion binding
Source: RefSeq, a predicted model, not a curated record